Molecule: messenger RNA, 422 nt
Organism: Coregonus sp. 'balchen'
Lineage: Eukaryota; Metazoa; Chordata; Actinopteri; Salmoniformes; Salmonidae
Source: the annotation of a GenBank genome assembly
AUGGAUCUAGCGUUGCCCCAUUGUCAUCAAGACGCCAAAUUGUCCAGGAUCUUCGGCUGGGGUGACUUCUACUCCAACCUCAAGACGGUGAAGCUCAACCUGCUGAUCAUGGGCAAAAUUGUUGACCACGGCAACGGCUGGACAUCUACUUCUGCCACAACUCCACAGGUGAAUGCAACGUGUCCAUCAGCCUGGUGCUGCCCGCAAAGGAGGUGGAGUUCGACCUGGAGCGCAAGAGUAUGCUCCACCCCAAGGACUCCAAGACCUUCAACUGUCAGGUGGAGUACGAGAAGGUGGAGCACAAUAACCGGGUGGCCCUCUGCAACUACGACCCAUCCAAGACCUGUUCCCAGGAGCAGACCCAGAGCCAUGUGACCUGUAUGUGUUCCAUGGAUCAUCUGCAUCUACGCGUCUUUCUAUAG